Molecule: messenger RNA, 1861 nt
Organism: Scomber japonicus (chub mackerel)
Lineage: Eukaryota; Metazoa; Chordata; Actinopteri; Scombriformes; Scombridae
Product: transcription factor E3-like
Exons: 6
Coding region: 122-976 (284 amino acids)
Biological process (GO): regulation of transcription by RNA polymerase II
Cellular component (GO): nucleus
Molecular function (GO): protein dimerization activity; DNA-binding transcription factor activity, RNA polymerase II-specific; RNA polymerase II cis-regulatory region sequence-specific DNA binding
Source: RefSeq, a predicted model, not a curated record
GCUCGUCUCUCUGUCUUCUCUCUCUGUUAGUGUGUGUGUGUGUAUGUUUGUGUGUGUAUGUGUGUGUGUGUGUGGGUUCAUGUGUAAGUGUGUGCCGCUGUGAAAUCAAGACUUAAAAAAGAUGAGGAUUUUAGUUUUACUGCCGGAUCAUGAGAAGAAGAGGAUUAAAUCGGAGCUGCCGGGGAACAUGCUGGACGUGUACGGCAGCGUUGGCAGCAGAGGGUUGGCCAUGCCUACCAUCACCGUUAGCAACAGUUGCCCGGCCGACCUGCACGUCGUCAAGACAGAGCUGAACAAUGUGGACUCCAAAACUCUGAUCAAAGAGAGACAGAAGAAGGAUAAUCACAACCUCAUCGAGAGGAGGAGGAGGUUCAACAUCAACGACCGGAUCAAAGAGCUCGGAGCGCUCAUCCCUAAAGACAGCGACCCGGAGACGAGGUGGAACAAAGGAACCAUCCUGAAGGCGUCGGUGGAUUACAUCCGCAAACUGCAGAAAGACCAACAGAGAUCUCGAGAGAUGGAGGAGAGACAGAGGAGGCUCGAGAGCACCAACCGCUCUCUGAUGCUCAAGAUACAGGAGUUGGAGCGUCAGGCUCACCACCACGGCCUCUCCUCUUCCUCCUCCUCUUCCUCUCUUGACAUCAACGCGGCCGACCACCAGGCACUCCUGUCCCCAUCGAUGCAUCACCACCCCUCCUCUGUCGUCAUGACGACCCUGGCGACCCCGCCUCUGGGUUUAGAUGCCCUGAGCUUCGCGGAGCUGGACGACCCUCAAGGGGCGUCGGGCAUCUUCUCCCCCGACCUGAUGUGUGACGUCGGGCUGACGGCGCUGGACAGCCUCGGAGACAUCCUGAUGGAGGAGGGAGGAAGAGGAGGCGUGAUGUCACCUGUGGGAGGCGCCGACCCGCUGCUGUCCUGCAGCGCCUCAAAGAGCAGCAGCAGGAGGAGCAGCUUCAGCAUGGACGACGACCUCUGAUGACAUCAGCACUUUGAAGGAUUUGAUUGGUCCGUGCUGGAGGCAGGAGGCGGGCCUGCUGGGAGCAUUUUUUUUGUUUUGUUUUUUUUGUUAAACAGAACUAUUUUUAAUCGAUGACAUCACAAACUAAAAAAAAAAUGCACAAAGCCGAUGUCGCAGGGAAUCAUUGUCCUACAGUGUAACCAUGGCAACCACUGUCCCUCCACAGGAUCCUCCUUUGUAACCAUAGUAAGCACUGUGUCCUCAGUGUAGCCAUGGUAACUACUGCGUCCUCCUCCGUACCCAUGGUAACCACUGUAUCCUUCCACUGUAACCUUGGCGAUCACUGUGUCCCGCAGCGUGAGUUCAGCCCAGAGACAACUGCGAGCUGAUUGGUUGUCACUGAACAAACCCCCCACAGCUGAUUGGUUAGUAGAGGUGCGGCUGGUCGGCGCUUCAGGAAAGUCUUGAAUUUGUUGGUUUUAGUUUAGAAGAAGUUUCUCGUUCUCAGGAAAAAUGAAAACAUCAUCAAUGAAGAAUUUAAGACUCCAAAAUGACCAAAAUUUGGCUUAAAGUUCUUCAUUCUGCAUCACGAGGAACCUAAAACGUUCUUUAAUGCAGCGAAAGCAGUCGUUUUAUAAAUCUGCUCUAAAUCAGUUUUAUCUUCCUGCAGAAUCAUAAACUCUUAAAAACCAUCCUGACGAACUGCUUCCAAUCAGCUGUUAAUGGUUUGACCAAUCAGUGACCUGCAACACUGUAAAGCUGCAUCCUGAUUGGUCCUGCUCCGUCACAUGAUCAGGAUCAGGCACGCUCUGAAGAGAACUCAUAUACAUAUAUAUACUCAUGCAAAGUCAAAAUUCUGACUUAAUUGAAAUUAUGAGAUACUAAUUUAAGUGACGUCAUGGC